AUGAAGUUCAUCUACGCGUCCCUCCUCUGCGCCGUGGUUUCGGCCGCCCCCGUCGCCGAGGUAAAGCGGCAGACGACCGGCGGCGCGACCGCCGAAGGCUUGUCCAAGGCCCUUCAAGCCACAACCGACUCCUUCAGGAAACUCACCGACGGCCUGGGUGGCCUCAGCGCCCUCGGCGGUGGCCUGGGGGCUUCGAAGCGCGACGAGACGCCAGCGGGAGAUGUCACCGUCCGUCUUGACCAGCCCGCCGUUGAUCUCAGCAUUGGCGAAGGGAGCGGACUGGUCGGCAAGCGCCAACAGGGUCUGGGCUCGCUUUCGGUCCUUGCUCAGACAGCGUCGCAUGCCGUGUUGAACGGCCUCGCAGGUGGCGUGCUGAAGCGGGAUGGAAAGCAAGACCCGAGCAAGCGUCAGCUGGAUACUAGUCUUCCUAACAAGGUUUUGAACGAUGUAACUAGCGGCAAGGUGAUGGAGGAUCUGCCCAAGGUGCCUAACGUGCAUAUUGAGGCCUAG
Metarhizium brunneum ARSEF 3297 is the source of this 510-nucleotide messenger RNA. RefSeq lists its product as uncharacterized. The record is from RefSeq and is a predicted model, not a curated record. Lineage: Eukaryota; Fungi; Ascomycota; Sordariomycetes; Hypocreales; Clavicipitaceae.